Carassius auratus (goldfish) is the source of this 1408-nucleotide messenger RNA. Its product is annotated as retinol dehydrogenase 11-like. Lineage: Eukaryota; Metazoa; Chordata; Actinopteri; Cypriniformes; Cyprinidae. The coding region runs from base 77 to 1039 and encodes 320 amino acids. The record is from RefSeq and is a predicted model, not a curated record. The transcript is spliced from 7 exons.
UCAUUCCCUGGGAUCACAGCUGUAGAUGUGAGUGGGAGGCUGAACAGAGACAGACUGGAGUAAAUGAGGCAGACUCAUGAUGCUUGUGCUCGUGGUUAUUGCGGCUGGUUUAGGGCUGGUCGCGCUGAUUUUAAGGUUGUUUUCUCCUCAAAUCAGAAAAUAUGCAGCAGGAGGAGUGUGCCCAUCCACAGCCCAGUUAGAUGGAAAAGUUGCCUUGAUCACAGGCGCAAACUCAGGAAUCGGGAAGGAAACGGCUUUGGAUUUGGCCUCUCGAGGCGCACGUGUGAUUCUGGCGUGUCGUGAUGUGGAGAAGGGCGAAGAGGCGGCGACAGAGAUCCGUACACGAGUGGGUGGAGCUAAAGUGGAGGUGAGGGAGCUGGACCUGGCUGACACCUGCUCCAUACGAGCCUUCGCUCAGAGAUUCCUGCAAGAGGUUGAUCACCUGCACAUACUGGUCAAUAAUGCCGGAAUCAUGAUGUGUCCUUAUAUGAAGACAGUCGAUGGCUUUGAGAUGCAUAUUGGGGUCAAUCAUCUGGGCCACUUCCUGCUCACAUACCUCCUCGUUGGUCUGCUAAAGCGUAGUGCUCCAUCACGAAUCGUGGUUGUUUCUUCACUGGCACAUAAUUUUGGCUGGAUUCGAUUCCAUGACCUGCACAGUCAGGGCAGCUACAACAGCGGCCUUGCCUACUGCCAGAGCAAGCUGGCUAAUAUGCUUUUCACCCGUGAGCUAGCCCGCAGGCUCCACGGGUCAAACGUGACCGUGAACUCUGUGCACCCGGGAACGGUGAGGUCAGAGCUCAUGCGUCAUUCUACUGCGAUGUCGCUGCUGUUUGCGGUUUUCUCCAUGUUCCUGAAGACCCCGAAGGAAGGAGCUCAGACGUCUGUCUACUGCGCCGUCGCCGAGGAGCUCCAAUCAAUCUCAGGCAAACAUUUUAGCGAUUGUGCCCCUGCUUUUGUGGCCCCCCAGGGACGUAAUGAGGAGACAGCACGGAAACUCUGGGAUGUAAGCUGUGAAUUACUAGGGAUUGAGUGGGACUGAAAUAUUCAUUUCACCUGCUUUAUUCCUCUUGGUUUUUUUUUCUCCGUAUUUUCAGUAAUUAAGAUUUAUUUUGUCUUACUUUUUGUUUAAUAUAGUUGUCUACAUUUUCUCCAGUCGCUAGCACAAUCAUGCCUUUGUGACAUGCAGUUUGAGUUUCUUUGACUCUAGAACAAAUCUGUGAAGAAUUUUAAACUUAAUGUUUUAUUCUGUUUGUAUUUUGAACACUGCUUUAACUCCCAUCUCAGUAUCGUCACAUGAAGCUGCAUAUCUGAAGUCUUUUAUACACAUGUGCUUUAAAAUGAUGUGGUAAUUUCAUUACCAGAGAUGAAUGAAUAAAUAUAUACAGUAAAAAAAAAAAAAAUUUUCCUU